This is a messenger RNA of Prorocentrum cordatum, 1048 nucleotides long. The record is from the annotation of a GenBank genome assembly. Lineage: Eukaryota; Dinophyceae; Prorocentrales; Prorocentraceae.
CUGCACCCGCGUAAGAGCGCGCCCGACCCCAACUUUUUGCACGCCCUCUGCUGCAAAGGUGCCGCUCCCUCUUGGCGGGGGCUGCUUGCCGCGGGCACCGAGGAGCCUGCGUUAGCAUUCCAGACCUCCGUAGGACAACAAGUCCGACCGUGCCAGGAGGGCAGACGCCGAAGGAGGAGGGGAAGAGGAGGGCCAGAGGGAGAGCAGACGAGGGGCACGAGCGGCCCUGCCCCUGGCUCAUGACCUGCACUGUGCGGCGGCGAGGCUGGUCGCCUUGGGCGCCCCGCCCGACGCCGCGGAAGUGUCCGAAUUCCGCCGCCCGCCUCGCGGCAGGGCGCGCCUUUGCGCCCGCGAGCCGCCGCUCCGAUGGGGGGGGAGAAAGGGGCGGGUGAGGAGGAGGAGGAGGAGGAGGAGGGCGAACCGAACGGGCGGCAGCGCGCCCGAGCAGACUCCGAGGCCUCGCCGGCGGCGCCACGGCCCGGGGAGGGCCCCGGGCGAAUUCGCGUGCCUCCCGCGGGGCGGCGCCCGGAGAGAGCGGAGCUCACGUGGGGAGCUCGGCGGGGUGUGCCCAUGAGGGAGGGCUCAGACCGCUGCCUGUGCGGAGGCGCAGUCGAUGUGCAGAGCGCCUGCCGAGAGCUCGGGCAAGAGUUAUGUGAUGGGCCUGGUGGCGGUACCCGUACUUCUUCCUCCUCUGGUCAAGCCUUGGCCGGCGAGGGAAGCGCUCGCGCACGCGCGAGGAGCAUCAGACCGGGCGCGCGCAAGGACCGCCGCGCUACCGCAUCAGCCCAGCCUCGGGUCGAUGUGCAUGGGCAGGCGCCUCUCCGCUCGUGCUCCGGCUCCGCGAUGCCUCACUUCUCGUCCUGUGGCUCUUCACCCUCUCGCCCAUGGCCCCGUCGCCAGCGACCCGGAUCGUCGUCGCGACGCGGGCUUGCUGGAGAGCUGUUAUCUCACCGAAGCCCCUGGCGGCGCUUAAGAGGGCCCUCCAACGCUCAAGACCUCGCUGCUCGUCCCUCCGUCCUCGAUUGGCGUUAGGUCGGGCAUGUCCCCC